Trichophyton verrucosum HKI 0517 is the source of this 381-nucleotide messenger RNA. RefSeq lists its product as uncharacterized. Lineage: Eukaryota; Fungi; Ascomycota; Eurotiomycetes; Onygenales; Arthrodermataceae. Bases 1 to 381 code for a protein of 126 amino acids. The transcript has a single exon. The record is from RefSeq and is a predicted model, not a curated record.
AUGUUCGAACACUUUACCGCAUGGCACCUCCCGCCGCUCUUCGUGGCCACAGCCACCACCUUCGGCGGCCUGAUGCCCUUCUGGAACGCUGCCUACGCCAUCGAGGAAUUCGGCCUGCCAAAGCGCAUUGCAGUCUCCAAGGAAGCGCAGGCCAUCAUGAUCACCGCGUCAGGCCGAACCACUGCCCUUGGUCUCGCGCUGUUCACCUUCUACUCCCAAAACAAGCUCCGCGAAGUCGACACGAUCAUGUUCAUUCUAGGCUAUCUCGGGCUCGUGGAUGGCUAUGUGUGCUGGCGCGAGGGUGUGCCGGGCAAGGCUGUCUUUCGAACCGUCUCCGGCCUGUUGAUCGCCGCCUGGGGCUGGUUCAGCAUGACGAGCUGA